Messenger RNA from Solanum lycopersicum (tomato), 820 nucleotides. RefSeq names its product glucosamine 6-phosphate N-acetyltransferase. Gene Ontology annotation, cellular component: endoplasmic reticulum-Golgi intermediate compartment; endoplasmic reticulum; Golgi apparatus. Gene Ontology annotation, molecular function: monosaccharide binding; glucosamine 6-phosphate N-acetyltransferase activity. Gene Ontology annotation, biological process: UDP-N-acetylglucosamine biosynthetic process. Lineage: Eukaryota; Viridiplantae; Streptophyta; Magnoliopsida; Solanales; Solanaceae. The record is from RefSeq and is a predicted model, not a curated record.
AAUUUACCUUCAAAUUUAAUAAAUUUACCCCACCCAUUAGAUCGACCCGACCCGACCCGACCAUUUUGUUUUGUCCAUAUUGCAAUUGACCCAAAUAAAUUUCACUGCAGAUCUUCUUCUCCAUAUGAUUAUUUGCUCUCUCAGUGUUUGAAGGGCAAUGAUGCAGAGCGAAAACUCUGUUGAAGAUUCGCUUCAUAUCCGCAAGCUGGAGGUUACUGAUAAAGAAAAAGGCUUUAUUGAAUUGCUGAGACAAUUGACUGUCUGUGAUUCUGUUUCGGACGAGAGAUUUAAGGAGAGAUUUGAAGAAAUCGCGAAAUAUGGGGAUGAUCAUUGUAUUUGUGUGAUCGAAGAUGUUCGAUUAGGGAAGAUUGUUGCUACUGGAAGUGUGUUUAUUGAGAAGAAGUUUGUGAGGAAUUGUGGUAAAGCUGGACAUAUUGAGGAUGUUGUGGUCGAUUCGAGUGCUCGUGGGAUGCAAUUAGGUAAGAGAAUUGUUGAAUAUCUUGCUCAUCAUGCUCAUUCAAUGGGGUGUUAUAAGGUAAUCCUUGAUUGCACUGAAGAGAAUAGACCUUUUUAUGAGAAAUGUGGUUUUAAGAAGAAAGAAAUUCAGAUGGUUAAGUAUUUUGUUUGAUGAAUAAUUUUGUUCCUAGAAAUACUGAGUUUAUCAUAAGAUAAGUUUGAUCGCGUAAUCUUCUGUUUUCUUGUAUGCCCUGUGGCUUUGUUUUGAGCACUCGUGGGAUCGGGGGAACAUAGCACAAUUCUUCUUAGAGGAGGGUUAUUUGCCUGAGUGAACGUUAACGUGAAAGUAUUUGUUUUUGACCAG